Messenger RNA from Choloepus didactylus (southern two-toed sloth), 1923 nucleotides. RefSeq names its product cyclin B1 interacting protein 1 (gene CCNB1IP1). Gene Ontology annotation, biological process: reciprocal meiotic recombination. The record is from RefSeq and is a predicted model, not a curated record. NCBI's taxonomy places the organism in Eukaryota, Metazoa, Chordata, Mammalia, Pilosa, Megalonychidae. Bases 330 to 1163 code for a protein of 277 amino acids. Gene Ontology annotation, molecular function: ubiquitin protein ligase activity. The transcript is spliced from 4 exons. Gene Ontology annotation, cellular component: synaptonemal complex.
GACUCCCAAGUGGCUCCGUCGGAUUCGCUCCCUUGCAGCUCCUGAAACGGGGCCCAUGACCUCCGCCUGACUCAGCGCAGCCAAGUACCCGCGCCAUAGUGCAGGCGGGUCUCAGGAUCCCAGCAGCCCCUCUCCGUGCUUCUACCCUCGGGUAGGCCCGGGUGACUCCGCGCAUGCGUUCUCUGGGCGACGUGGGUAAGUACCCGUGAGCGUCGCUGGUCACAGAGUUGCAGAGGUGCGGAGUUGGGGAGGCAACGGCGGCAUUUUCCCGCGCUUUUUCUUAUCGCCUCAGGAUUCCUUUCUGCAUCUGAAGACCUCACUAUUCCAUUAUGUCUAUGUGUGAAGACAUGCUGCUUUGUAAUUAUCGUAAAUGUCGCAUUAAACUCUCUGGUUAUGCAUGGGUCACUGCCUGCUCACAUAUUUUCUGUGAUCAGCAUGGCAGUGGUGAGUUCAGUCGUUCACCAGCUAUCUGCCCUGCUUGCAGCAGUACCCUUUCUGGAAAGCUAGAUAUUGUCCGCACAGAACUUAGCCCAUCAGAGGAAUAUAAAGCCAUGGUAUUGGCAGGACUGCGACCAGAGAUUGUGUUGGACAUUAGCUCCCGAGCAUUGGCCUUCUGGACAUAUCAGGUACAUCAGGAGCGUCUCUAUCAAGAAUACAAUUUCAGCAAGGCUGAGGGCCAUCUGAAACAGAUGGAGAAGAUAUAUACUCAGCAGAUACAGAGCAAGGAUGUAGAAUUGACCUCUAUGAAAGGGGAGGUUACUUCCAUGAAGAAAGUGCUAGAAGAAUACAAGAAAAAGUUCAGUGACAUCUCUGAGAAACUUAUGGAGCGCAAUCGCCAAUAUCAAAAGCUCCAGGGCCUCUAUGAUAGCCUUAGGCUACGAAACAUCACUAUUGCUAACCAAGAAGCUACCCUCGAACCAUCCAUGAUCGCACAGUCUGGUGUUUUUGGCUUCCCAUUAGGGAACACCUCCAAGUUUCCCUUGGACAAUACACCAAUUCGAAAUCGCGGUGGUGGAGAUGGAGAUUUUCAGUUCCGACCGUUUUUUGUGGGUUCUCCCACAGCACCCGAACCCAGUAACAGCUUUUUUAGUUUUGCCUCCCCAAGUCGUGAAUUAGAGCAACAGCAAGUCUCUAGCAGGGCCUUCAAAGUAAAAAGAAUUUAGCUCACUUUACAGAAUGAUUCUCUGUUCACUCUCAGUGAUUUCAUUUAGCAAAUGAUCUUCAUUCUAGACAGAAGUUGCCAACCUCCUGCGCUGAGUCUCUGAAGUUGUCUUCAUGUUUUCAAUUUAUAAGAAAUUCAGUGCCAGUAUAGGGUGGCUUUAGAAUCUGGUUUCUUUGAUCUUUUUCUAUUCCUUGAAGCAUGAGCAUUAUGUUCGGUUAAUCUCAAUUUUAUUGUGAAUUGUUGAGUUUUGACCAAUAGUGAGAAGGUCACAAUAUAAAUUGACCUUAUUGGGAGUUUCCUAGAUCACUGUUUCCUGCUGGGCUGUUUCUGAUUGAGCUGUGAGUUUACACCUGUAUGUCUAUGUUUGUAUGUCACUUUGAGUUCUGGCAUUUAUGAAUAUAUGUAUAUGUAAAUGUGUUAAUUAACAUUUAUAUUUUGGUGUAUCUGUCAGUAUAUUUAUGUGAGCAUUUUGGUUUGGAAAAUGGGUUGGGUCUGUGCCUUGUUAUUUAGAGGUAUGCAUUUAUUUGAAUAUGUUUAUGUUUUUUCCUUGUAUUAAUUUCUUUGUUGUGCUCAUGUGAAUGAAUGAGAGUACAAUUUGAUGCGUGUGUGUUCAUUUCCUAUUUAUAUUUUAAAAAAUUCAGAUUGACAAGGUUAUUAUUUUAUAAAUUUGAUUUUUUUGGCAUUUCUAUUAAAAUAAAAUUAGUUCUUUAUCCCUUUGUCAGUUGUUGCCUUGGGUUUGCUUAUUUAGGAAUACACUUCUA